Molecule: messenger RNA, 769 nt
Organism: Pseudoliparis swirei
Lineage: Eukaryota; Metazoa; Chordata; Actinopteri; Perciformes; Liparidae
Product: 5-hydroxyisourate hydrolase-like
Exons: 4
Coding region: 70-429 (119 amino acids)
Biological process (GO): purine nucleobase metabolic process
Molecular function (GO): hydroxyisourate hydrolase activity
Source: RefSeq, a predicted model, not a curated record
GGUUGAACCUAUUGGACGGGUUUAUUUGAGGAAGCGGCGGCAGCACAGAGGCGUGCUCACACUGAGACCAUGGCAGCCCCAGACCCCGGUCCUCUCACCACUCAUGUCCUGAACACCUGUGACGGCGUCCCGGCGUCUCAGGUGUCUGUGAGUUUCCACCGGCUGGAGGACAAGAUGAUGAUCUGGAGCCUGCUGAGCGUCGGGACUACAAACAAAGAUGGCCGCUGCUCAGGACUCAUUGGCCGGGAGGCGUUCGGCCCCGGGACGUACAAGCUACGCUUUGAGACCGGAUCAUACUGGGAGGCACGGGGACACGCCCCCUUCUACCCCUAUGUCGAGGUGGUGUUCUCCAUCUCUGAGCCUCUCCAGAAGUUCCAUCUUCCUCUGCUGAUGAGCCGCUUCUCCUACAGCACCUACAGAGGGAGCUGAGCCGCCAGGGCCGGAUGUUGUUGUUGUUGUGUUCCACCUUUUGUUUAUUGUUUUUGUUGUUUAAACUUCACGGGACCGUUUAAACUUCAUCGUCAGUAAUUUAACUGAAUUUUACCUGGUGACAGAUAUUGAAUUUGGUUCCUGUCCUGUGUAUUAAUAUCCGUAUUAAUCUGUGUAUUAUCUGUAUUACUGUAUUCAUCUGUGUAUUAACCUCUGUAUUAUGCGCUUGAGCAGCCGAAAUCAUUAGACAACUCUUUUUUUUAAACGUUUGAUUAGUUUUAUUAAAUGUUUCUGGUUCUUUUCUGUCUUUUAUCAUCGUAAAUAAAUAAUUAUGUGAGUU